UCAGGCUCAGUUGUGAACCUCUUCUCUUCUUCCGCGUUCUACACCAUACCGGAUUUUAACAAAUAAAAAUAAUAACACUUUUUUUUUCCUCGUUGUUAUUAUUCAUUCUGUAACUUUUUCGUACGCGUAUGGUAGAGUUUUUCUCGAAUUGUGACCGUGAACUUGAAAGCCGAUGUUCGAUCUGUGAUGUGGUUUCUUGUGAUUUUUUUUGCGAGUGGUCCUUAUUAAUUUCAGAUCGAAGACCAUGGCCAAUUACCUCGUCAGAUGGUGGAAGACAAAAUUCCUGAGUGGAUAUAAACAAUUCACAGGAGCGGAUGACGAUGUGGAGGAUGCAAGAAGUGAAAAUCCAGCAAGCACUAAUUUGAAGGAACUGUCCUGUGAUAUGCCUCUGAAGGAGGGUACGACCCCGGUUGGAAAGGAUAGGCUGCAAGAGUUCUCAUUUACGUUGUACGACUUUGACGGCCACGGCAAAGUAACCAAAGAUGAUAUUGCCGGACUUGUCACGACUAUAUAUGAAACCCUUGGUUCAUCUCUGAAAGUUCCCCAUUAUGGAAGUAAAACUAUCAAAGUGAAACUCACUGUUACGCCGAAUAUAGAUAUAGCAGAGAAGAACAAGGCUCAAACAGUUCUGCACAACUGCAACAAUAAUAAUAAUACCAUAAACAAUAACCAUUUCAAUAACAACUUCAAUAAUAUAAACAACAAUAAUAAUAACAAUGACAAUCACAAUCAUAGUAUAAACAAUUCGAAAGGAUUUAAAAAAGAUUUUAACGUAACGAUAAGGGAAAGGAGAACAGGGAAAGUAGGCGAUGCUGAUAUUACCCACCAUACGAUGUCACAUGUCACACCUACAAUGAACUGUAAUGGGUGUCGAAGUAAGAAAAGAUCGAGCUCACUCCAAAGGCAGCAACUUUUAAAAAUCAUUCAGGCCAAUAUGGAAAAAAAUAAUUUACCAUUUCAGACAUCAAGAGCCUCGCCUCUUUGGGCUCACGAAAAAGAAAAGAUCCCAAGAAGUCAUCCUUGGAGGGGAGGGCAAGAAUCGUUAGGAAGACACCACCACCAAAAACACCGACACCGCGAAGCAGAACAAGCAAGGGCAAUGGCGCAAGUAGUUAAGUGGUUAGAACAAGAAUUCUCAUCUCCAAAACAGGACCACAAUAAAUAUAGUCCAACGAAUGAUUACCUCGAACACCGUCACAUCCAUGAGCAUGUCCAUCACCACUAUCAUCAUUAUCAGGAUACACCAAUAUCUAUAUAAGUGCAAUUUAGUCUGUUAAGCUUACCGCAAGUGCUCAUUUUAACUUUGCCAAAAAUAAAUAAUAGAUUCGUUUAAAUCUAAAUAACAAAAUAUAUUUAAAUGUACAUGAAAUAUUAGUAUUUCUUCAGACAUUCUUUUCAUAAAAUGCUAAUGUGAUUUAACUGUAGUUUAUGUUCUUCACCACUAUGAAUAUAAUUAAUAUUACCUUUUUUUAAUAUUGCAGGUUUUCUGUGUUUAAUGUAGUAUCAUUAAUUUAAUUUAAAUGUGUACAUUUUUUAAAAUAUGUAAUUAUUUGUUAAGUUCAUUUAUACCUGGUUUUUAUACAUCAUAGUGUUUAUUUAAACAAUAUAACAUAUUAUGUCCCGAGUGCUAUGCGAUUCCGAUUCCAACUUUGCGGUUUGACAUCAUUGUGCCAAUAAAUUGUAUGGAUGCUAAUUUAAAUUGCUAAAUUAUGAAUUUUGAGCUUUAGUGAAAGGAGAUUAUUUUUUCACCAAAAGGGUGAGUAGAUUUUUUUUCUUCGAAAACUACAAACAAAAAUGAUUAAAUGCCCAUAAAAUGGUGUCAUUGCUUUUGUAAACAUAAUGAAAAAUAUUGUAAUUGAAAAGUAUAUAUUUAAUUGAGUAAACUUUUCAAAUAUUAUUCCUUUUUAAGAUUUAUGUAACUAUUUAUAUGUUAUUUAUGAUGUAAUUUAGAAUGUAUUCUAAAUAUUUGUAAGUUAGGUACUAAUGUGGUUAGGAAUAAUACACGCACAUACACAUCAGAGAACAUUGACAGUACAAUAACGUGAGACCGAUUGGAAUAUGUAUGAUAUUUUCAUAUUUUAGUUUCUAAUUAAAGAAAGGCACAUAGUGAGUUAGAAAGGAGUGCUCGCUUUAAUGUUUUGAUAAAAUGUUUGUAUCUUUACAAUAACAAAAUAUUUUAUCAAACUGCUCAAUAUGACAAAAAC
Molecule: messenger RNA, 2204 nt
Organism: Cimex lectularius (bed bug)
Lineage: Eukaryota; Metazoa; Arthropoda; Insecta; Hemiptera; Cimicidae
Product: GATA zinc finger domain-containing protein 10-like
Exons: 6
Coding region: 245-1258 (337 amino acids)
Biological process (GO): negative regulation of Wnt signaling pathway
Cellular component (GO): cytoplasm
Source: RefSeq, a predicted model, not a curated record